GGUUUCUGCCGCAGCGCCUUUCCACACGCCGACCCACUGUCAUGUUCGCGCCAAGUCUCGUCGACUACUUCCUCGAGGUCGUCAUUGCCGACCCCGUUGGCACGCCCGUGCGCUCGAUCGCCCACCGGGUACCUGCGCUCGAUCGACCGGGGUUCCCGCUGCCCGACGGUGUCCGCUACUUUUGCCUCCCCGACAAGAUCGACCUCCGCGACCGCGCGCUGUACGAGAAGACACCCAAGUUCCACGCCUUCACGCUCACGGGUGGUGACGGGUCGCGCGCCUACGGCUUUGCGCUCACCACGUACUCGCACGCAUGUGACGCCACGCUGUGUCUACCGCGCGUCUUCUGCUUCAUCUCCCAUUUUGCGCUUUUCGGGCUCUUCAAAGAAGCCUUGGGAUGGAUCUACCACGCGCAGGCUACCGAGGAAGCCAACCCCGACGACGUGUGGCUCGCGUCUCCCCGUGCCGGAGCCCUUGCCUUCCUCGAAGCCAAUCCCGCCAACAACAACCACAGCAGCCACGACGACACACCGGCAACGUCGUGGCGCGACGCGAUCGUCGACUUGGUGCGUCGGGCGCCGGCGCCCGUCGUUGGCGCGACGACCGAGUUUUACAUCCACGGGCAACUGCUGUUUCAGCAGACGCUGCACACGAGCGGCCUCGGCUAUGUCGACGAUGCGUGUUAUCAGCUCCUCUUCCAGCACCUCAGCAUCAAGAACAUCAUCUUCAUCUUGAACUGCAUGCUCUUGGAGCAGCGCAUCUUGAUCCAUUCGUCGCACCACGGACUGCUCACGCCCGUGUGCGAAGCGCUCUGCGCGCUGCUGUACCCAUUUGCGUGGGAGCACGUGUACAUUCCUCUCCUGCCGAUGAAGCUCAUUGAAUAUUUGCAGGCGCCGGUACCCUUUUUCAUGGGCGUGCACACGAGCUACCUCACGACCAAGAGCGGCGCCGACGUCUUUGCCUCGUGCGUCGUGAUCCACCUCGAUAAGGACAAGGUCGUGCGCCCCAUCCACGGCAGCCACGGGCUCCAAAGUGCAUUGGACCACCCCGUGGCCAAGUUUCCGCCGACUGCCGUCUCCUUACUCCAGUGCAAAGUGCAAGCCAUUCUCGACUUGCACCAGCCAAUUGCGAGCGCCCCCACAGCCGACGCCAACCGCGUUCGCUCCCGCCGCAACGCUCGCACGUCCGAUGUGCUUCGCAUCGACGAUGCGUCGUCCGAGGUCGACGUGACCUUUGGCCCCGGACCUCUCGGCAUCACGUUCGAGCCGACCCACGUGCGACUGCUGGCGACUGGCGCCGACGUCGCGCACCCGACAUCGGCCGUCGUCAAGGCCUUCCCACAGCUCCAGAAUGGUCUCCCGGGGCCGGCUGCGCUCUCGGGCGUUCUGCACAUCGGGAGCUUCCUCCUCAGUGUCAACGGCGUCUCGACGCUCUCGCUCUCAUUCGAGGCGACGUGCGAUCUUCUUCGGACGCAGCCACGACCACUGCGCCUUCGCUUUCAAAAUGCACCUCGUCCGUUUCCGAACGCCUGUCGGUUUGCUGCUCGCGUGCAAACCUCGGCCUUUCUGUCUGUGGCGCCAGUGCCAAAGGUGGUGCCGGCAACGACGACGCCGAUCACGCCGUGGGUCGACCCCGUGCGCGUCGCGUUUGCAGGGUUUUUUGUUGACCUUUUCCGCGGGUAUGCGCAGUACAUUGUUGUGACGCCGACGCCGGCGCCGCAACUGGCAGCCCCGCGGUCGCCACAGCACAGUCGGCGCAACAGUCGCCAGCGCCAGGCGGCCGUUGCGAUCACUUUUGAUGCCGACGCCUUUCUUGGUCAACUGUACGCGACGACGACGACCUUCUAUCGCGCCUUCUUCGAGACGCAGGCGUUCCAGGCCUUGAUCAACGACACGGCCCUUGGGAGCCUGGAGCAGGACGACGGUGUACCGGCGCCUGCGCUCGACCUCUUCUUGACCUGCUGCGCCGACGACGUCUCGUCGCUUCGGGCGUGCCUGGGUCGUGAUGUGUCGGCUCUGACGCGUAUAAUCACGUGGCAGUUUCCGGCACCAGUGGCAACAACGAAUGCCCGUCGCAAGGUUGUGAUGGCCAUCGAUGUCGACCACACCACCGACGACAUUCGGGGUGUGGAUCUCUUGGUGGAGACAGCGCCGGCGAAGCGAGCCUCGGCCACCCGGCAGCUGGAAAUGAUGAUCUGCGGUGCCAUCGAGCGUCCCGAGCUCGACGGGCCCCCGAGUGUGCAGCGACGCCGUCGGUCCAUGAAUGCAAGCUCGAUGGCGGACCUCGACAAUGAACUCGCGAGCGGCGCAAGAAGCAAUCAGGUCGAGACCGGCCUCCCGUCGUUGCCGCUUCGGAACAAGCUCGCUGUGCUGUCCAAGAGCUUGCUCCAGCGAAAGACCAAAACCCUCGCGUAGUAGCGCUUUAUGCAUUCGAUUUCAUAGUUGGUCUUUGUUGCGCCGGGCUCGCAGCUCGUUAGCGACGCACGCUCGCUUUGGCCGGGCAAGUCCCUUUGACGAUUGUGUUCCGCGGAAUGGAGGAGCAAUACUGAAACUCAUUUCUCAA
Molecule: messenger RNA, 2562 nt
Organism: Saprolegnia diclina VS20
Lineage: Eukaryota; Oomycota; Saprolegniomycetes; Saprolegniales; Saprolegniaceae
Exons: 11
Coding region: 42-2414 (790 amino acids)
Biological process (GO): regulation of Rab protein signal transduction
Cellular component (GO): cytoplasmic vesicle
Molecular function (GO): protein binding
Source: RefSeq, a predicted model, not a curated record